GCACCUAGAAUUAAAAACUUACAAAACCCGCUCGCGCUGCCUCUUUCUCUAAUAUUCCAUCAAUCAUUUGCUGAAUCUACUAUUCCCGCCCGAUGGAAACAGGCAAUAAUCAUCCAAAUUCUCAAAAAGGGUAAUCCCUCAUCCUCUCACAACUACAGACUCAUUUCGUUGACGGACCCCUUUGUGCGCGUAAUGGAACGCAUCAUCUGCUCCCGAAUCCGCACGGAUUUUUCCCAUCUACUUUCCCCCCAUCAACAUGGGUUUUUACAACUCAGAAGCUGUCCUUCUUCUCUAGUGCGCUCCAUUACUCUCUAUCACUCUAUAAUUAGGCAGAAAAAUUAACUUGAUAUAAUUUUUUUCGAUUUUGCCAAGGCGUUCGAUAAAGUCUCCCAUUCGAUCCUCCUCAAAAAACUUGCUACAUUUGGAUUAGACCCCCUCACUUGUUCUUGGUUCAAAGAAUUCCUUAAUCAAAGAACGUUCUCAGUAAAAAUCAAUAGGUUUUUAUCUAAAAACACCUACCCCAUUUCUUCAGGAGUCCCGCAGGGUUCCGUUUCGGGGCCUCUCCUCUUCAUUUUAUUCAUAAACGACUUACUGAUUGAUCUUGAACACUCUAUAAACGUCUCCUGCUUUGCGGAUGACAUUAAAAUCUAUCAUCACAACCCUUUAAUUAUCCAACAAUCUAUCGACACUAUUGUUAGCUGGUCCAAGAAGAAUGAGCUGCCCCUCGCCCCUGCAAAAUCUUCUUCCCUCUCUCUGGGUUCCCUAAACACCAACCACUCAUACACAGUUGAUGGUGUUCCCAUAAUCCCCUCUUCUACUGUUCGCGACUUAGGUCUUGCCACCGAUCCCAAGCUUAAAUUUGAGGCCCACAUUGCCAAAGUUAGUUCGCAUUUUCUUCCAACUCACCUCACUUCUACGGGUUUCUUUUCAAAACUUAUGUGGCUCCAAUUAUAAAUUACUGCGCGGAGGUUUACUCUCCUUCCCCCAAUUCAUUGCUCUCGACUAAACUUGAGAAACCUCUUAGACACUUUACCAAGCGCGUUCUGCAACGAUGUAAUACUAAAUUCUCCUCUUAUGAAGAUAGACUUAGCAUAAUGAAACUUUUCUCCACCAGACACACUAGAAUUAAAACUCAAAUGAAACUACUCUAUAGGUUCCUCACUGGAUCCUCCCACUUCCCUAGGCUUAAUCAAUUUGUCUCAUUCGCUAGCUCUAAUAGGCACCCUAUGAUUCUCGUUAGAAAGGACAGUUGCACCGCUCACUUUUUCGCCCAAUCAGUUCCCAUUUGGAAUAAUCUUUUCAAAAACGUCCCGGUUUUCCUCUCUCCUUUCCAAUUUCUCACUUUCUCGAUCUUCACAUUCCCCGGUAUUGAAACUAUGUGA
This is a messenger RNA of Caenorhabditis elegans, 1382 nucleotides long. Lineage: Eukaryota; Metazoa; Nematoda; Chromadorea; Rhabditida; Rhabditidae. The record is from the annotation of a RefSeq genome assembly.